Messenger RNA from Nelumbo nucifera (sacred lotus), 8514 nucleotides. RefSeq lists its product as uncharacterized. Gene Ontology annotation, cellular component: nucleosome; nucleolus; nucleus. Gene Ontology annotation, biological process: negative regulation of DNA recombination; chromosome condensation; nucleosome assembly. NCBI's taxonomy places the organism in Eukaryota, Viridiplantae, Streptophyta, Magnoliopsida, Proteales, Nelumbonaceae. Gene Ontology annotation, molecular function: double-stranded DNA binding; nucleosomal DNA binding. The record is from RefSeq and is a predicted model, not a curated record.
CUCAUUGCCCAGUAGAAAACCUGCGACACCCAAGGUCCUUAUCUGAUAUCUCCGAUAACAAUGGAGCUGAAUUAGAAAUUUACGGGAAGCGCAGAAGAGUCGUAUCCCAACAGAAGCACCACCCGCCACGGCCAAGCCCUCCUCUUGACAACAGGAAAGCAACAGCUCAGAAACUGGGACAAAGCCAUGGAAAGGUUCAGGGAAGCAGUGUUUGCACGCGCCAUUGCCAUUAGCAAGAACAAGUGCCUGUCAGAAGAGAGAAGGAAGCUCAUCGAAGACCAUCUUCGCUCUAUAUCCACUGUCAUCUUGCGCACCCCAACUCACCUCCCUUAUGCUGAGAUGAUACAGAGUGCUAUCAGGAGCUUGAACGAAGAGGGUGGUUCCAGUGAAGCUUCUAUUUCGAAAUACAUCGAAGCAAACUACAAUGGUCUUCCAUGGGCUCACUCCCACAUUCUGCCUUUCCAUCUCGCCAGGCUCACCAAGGCGGGUGAGAUCGUUGAAUCUUCUGGUUCCCGUUAUUCCCUCUUCGAACCAGGUCAAAACCCUAACUCUCACCCUCCAAAGCGACGCAGGAAGACUAACUGCAACUAUCGAGACUUCGAGGAGGAGAAGGAAGGAACAGAAGGAGACGAAGAAGAGGAUUGUAAACAGAAGAUGCGGCAUCCGAAGCAGCACAGAUGUCGAAGUAGAUGUUCUAGCGAUGUUGUUAAUGGCGCUAAGGUCCGACAAAGGAGGCAAGCUGCGGUUGUGAUGGAGGAGGAGGCUUUACAGAAGCAGCAGCCUACAAGGCAUUCCAUGAGAAGGAGGUCUGAACGACAAGCCCAAGAACAAGAACGAGUGGGGAGUGAGUUAAUGCCGUUAUGCUUGGACGGUGAUGAUGAAGGGCCAGUGAAUCCACCGUCCGAGCCACCUACAGGUGUGAUGCAAGAAUGGCCCUCCAAGCAGCAGCAACAACAACAAUGGACGACGCGACGGGGAAGGUCUGCUAAGAAACGUAGACUUGAAACAGAGACUCCCCCAAAAGAACAAGCGGAAAUCAAUCCGAUUCCUUCAUCCUCUGGUAUCGUCGAUGAGCAUGGCUCGGAGCCCUUGCAGCAACGACAAGAAGGAAAAGGGGAAAUAGAAUCAUGUGCCACUGUUGAUGCUGAUGUUAUGGUUAUGAUCGAGGAGCCACCCUCACAGGUGCAGGAGCAGCUGCAGCAACCAAAGCUUAAUCAUAAUGAUCAUGGUAUGAGUUUUGUCGAGGGAACUGAGUCAAUGCGAUCAUGUCCUGUUGCCCCGGAUGAUCAUGGGUUGACUGUCUUAUCCAACAAUUGUAAUAGGGCCUUGGUGGAGGAGAAGAGACCUGUGAUUGAAGAAGAGGAACUCAUUUUGCAGGAGCAGACACCAGAGCGUAAUGUCAAUGGUAAUGGUGGGUUGAUGAACUGGUCUAUUUGGCCUCAAACAGCUUUAAUAGAACAGAAGGUUCCUUCACAGCAGCAGCAGAGGAAACGAGGUAGGCCUCCUAGGAAACAAUUGCCUAGACAACAGCAACAACUACUACAAGAAAAAGCAGAGAAAAAUAAAGCAGUUGAAUCAUGUGAUGUUACUACUGAUGAUCAUGGGCUGAUGAUCCUAUGUAGUAAGUCCAGCUCUGUGAUUGAAGAGAAAGGGCCCUCUUCACGGGAGAAGGGGCAAGGAGAAGAAACACCAGAACCAGGCGAUAUUAAGUUGAUGCCAUCAUGCUCUGGGGACAAUGAUAAUCAUGACUUGGUGGCAUCACUGGGUAGGGCUUCUAUUGCUGUAAUGGAAGAGAAAGGGCCCUCACAGCAGCAGCAAAAGCCAAGAGGACGAGGUAGGCGUUAUAAGAAAACAGUGCCAAGAGGACGAGGUAGGGAUCAUAAGAAAGCAAUGUGCCGACAGCAAUAUCAAUUACAAACAAAACACGAGGAAAAUAGUGAAAUUGUGAUGUUUUCUGUUACUGAUGAUGAUUAUGGUAUGGCUUUUAUAGAGGAGCAACUGUCUGUGGUUGAUGUGGAGACCCCUUUACUGGAGCAAGAGCAGCAGCAAUCAAAGCAUAAUCUUGUUGAUGAUCAUGGAUUGAUGGAUCCACUAAGUGGGCCAUCUCUGAGUGUAAUGGAAGAGGAGCCAAAACUGCAGUAUCUACAACUGGAAGUGGGAAACAAGGAAAUUGAACCAUGUGAAUUUACUGCUGAUGAUCAUGAUUGGAUGGUUCUAGGUAGCAAGUCUAUUACAUCUAUGAUCAAGGAGGUGCCCUCUCUGAUUGAAAAGGAACUCACUUUGCAGGAGCAGGAGCAACAAGUGAAACCACAUCUUAGGGACAAUGACUGUUUAUUGAUGGACCAACCCGGUAGCCAACCUAUGGCUCUAAUUGAAGAGCAGGAAACCUCAGACCAUCAACAGUCAUGGAGGAUACGAGAUAUUGAGCACCAAGAACAUCUACAGGGACAGCAAGCAGAGUGCUAUGAUGCUGGUAAUGGGCUGAUGGACCAACCUACUGGGCCACCUACAACUGUAAUAAGGGACAAAGAGCCCUCACAGAAUCAGCCACUGAGGCAACAAGGUAGGUAUCCAAAGAAAUUCUAUGGACAUAAAUGUCUAAAGGAAGAUCGCCAUGAUGAUAAUGAGUUGAUGAACCGGCCUAAUGGGCCACCUGUAACCAUAGUGGAGGAGGAGCCCUCACAGAAUCAGCCACUGAGGCAACAAGGUAGGUAUCCUAAGAAAGUUUAUAGACGAAAAAACCUACAAGAAAACGGUGGGGGAACUGAGGCAAUGCAAUUAUAUGCUGCUACUGUUGAUUAUGGGUUGAUGGUCCUGCCUGGUAAGUGUAUAUCUACCAAAAAACAGUUUUAUAGACAAAAACAACAGCUACAAGAAAAAGAUGGGGGAACUGAGGCAAUGCAACCAUGUGCUGAUACUACUGCUGAUAAUGGGUUGAUGGUCCUACCUAGUACUUCUGUAUCUACUGAUAGUGAGAUCAAGAAGAUGCCUUCUGUGGUUGAAGAAAAACAGAUGUUUCCACUGGAGCAGGAGCAGCAAGAGCAGCAUACCUCAUUGAAGCAGGAGCAGCAGCAUCAACAACCAAAACGCCGAGGUAGGCCACCCAAGCCCAAGUACACUAGACCAGUUCUCAUGGUGAAGUAUCCAGACCAAGGUAGGUCCCCAAAGCCCAAGCCAGAGGCACCAGUGUCUGAACAGCAGAAACUACAGCAACAAGAGGUAGAAGUUAGAUCUGAGACACUGCAGUCACAUGUUGUCACUGGUGAAAAUGGCUUAAUGCUCCUAGAGAAAGAACUUCCUUCACAGGAGCUUGACCAGCCAAGUCCCUCACUAGAAGAGGAGAAACAGCAUCAGCAGCCAAAGCGUCGAGGUAGGCCUCCCAAGCCCAAACCAUCCAAACUAGUUAUUGAGAUGAAGUAUCCAGUUCAAGAUAAGCCUCCAAGCCCAAGCCAGACACAAGUUCUGAAUGUGAAGCGUCCAGGUCAAGGCCGGCCUCCUAAAGCCAAAGUCAACAACAGCUAGAGUGGAGGUACAUAUUUCUGUAUGAUUAUUAUCCUUUUGAUAGAGUUAUAAUCAGACUAUAGACUUAAAAUUUAUAUCAACAAAUUAAUUUCUUAUUUCUUUUUUAAUUUUAUAAUUGAUUAUUCUUUUCAUUGAUGGACUUGCUCAUUGAUUUGUGGAACAGUAAAAUGACUUCUGUCUUCCCUUUCAGAUUUGAAUGAUAAGAACAGCAAAGACAAUUGGUGAUGAUCAUAUUGAAUUCAUUUCUCCAAUGACAUACUUCGUACAUUAUUCAUUAACCUACAGCACAAGUAGUUUAAUUAGGAUGUGCCCUCCUGCAAUUUAUAAAGUUAGAAUGGAGACUUGACUUUUCUGAGUUUUGAAAGUUCAUCACACUUCAAACUUUGUCCAGUAUAUUUGUAUAUCAUUGAUCAGUGGAAACAUCUUACUCAGUUAUUUGUCCUUAGUUCUGAUCUUUCCUUGUUUUAUAUGCUCCAAGCUUUUAGAUGAUGCUUCCAUUGAGCUACUUGCUUCAGAUGUAUAUGCUCCAGCAUUCAUAUAUGUCAAGUUAAAUUUACAUUUUCCAGCAUUUAAAAUUUAGAGUGGUUAUAAAGAUAAAGGGGCCAUUGCUUGCUGUAAUGAUAAAUUCUUGGGCUCACAAACAUAAGGACAUGAUUUGAGUCUGAGAGUUGCAGCUUUGUGCAAAAAAAUGCCAUAACUUAGGUCUGUAUCCAGUCUACUAAUUCUCUGAAGAUCACAAAUAGCUGGGACCAGCAUUGGACCCUUUUCAGUGAUUAGAAAGCUAAGAGCAUUAAGAUUAUGAACUUCUAUAUUUUAAAAGUCAAUCAAUAUAUAUUGUUCAUCAAAAUCUCUCUCCCUCUCUCCUCCACUGUCUCUCUUUUUGGGACCUCCACACAAGAGCCUCAAAUCACAUCAGCUUUUGAAAGGGAUGACACUUCAUUAACUGAUCUGGAAAAAAAAAAUCCAGAAACCAACACAUCUUCAAGACUACAAAGCAUCCACUGCACUUCUCUCUCUCCAACCUGAGAACAGGGGUAAGUGGUUAUUUCAAUCUACUCACAAGCUUCACUACAGGGCUCUUCUGGCCCACCAUUUAUCCACCAUAUAUGCAGAAUGCCAAAUACAACAACAGCCUCAGCGGUGCAAGCGGGAAUCACCUAAGUAGCAUCUUGAAUCUAUUAGUUCCUUUGAAGUUUACAGCGAGCAACUGCAACUAUAGGAUAAGGCAAGCCUAAAUCUUCUUAUUGAAAAUUCCUUUAUUACUUUUAUUUCUCUAGUAUCAUAGUCUCCUACAUUGUGAUCUACUUGUUACAUUAUUUUGAAGCUUUAUACAGUAGGUUACAAUUAAAGCCUUAGUUCCAAUAAGAUUUGCAUCCCUUGGCUCUUAUGUGUACUCAUUUAAUUUUAUUCCUUGGUAUCCUAAGUUUAAGACUCAUUAAUUCUUUUAUCAUUGGGAGAAUCUAAAAUCACAUAUUAACAUAUAUUCAUUAAUCAUCAUUUUUUUUUAGCUUUCACAUUUUGUACUCCCACACAUGGUGUGAAGGAAAUCAGUCAGUGGAUUGGCUAGCUCAAAAAGGGCACUCUACUUUCAUUUCUAAUCUUCAGAAUAUUGGUUUGGAAUUAGCUUAUGAUUUUUUUUAUGAAUGUGUGACGUAUGGAUGUUCUCCAUGCCUCCUAUACCCCACCCAAGAGAAGGGAAGAUAAUGAACUUGUGGUCCCUGUGCAGUAUCUUGUUGAACAAUUUGUUACGCGUGUUUUGUUCAAUUUAAUACAAUACUUCACCUUUUUUCUCACAAAAAAAGAAAGAAAGAAAGAAAGUGGUGUAUCCUUGGGAAGAUUAACACUUGUGAGUUGUGACAUGCUACAGAAAAGAAGGCCAAAUAAGUGCCUCUCUUCUCAUGUGUGUCCUUUGCAAGGAAAUUGGUGAGACCCUCCCCCAUUUACUAUCACCUGCCCCUUUGUAUCAUGUAUAUGGAAAUAUGUCUGUUCUCUCUUUGGUUGUAGACGAGACCCCCAGAGGAUGUGGUAGGCUUAUUCAACUCCAAUUAAGGAAACAGAAGAAGAGAGGAAGAGUUAUGUGGAGGACAGCAAGAACAACGUUGGUUUGGACUGUUUGGGAAGAAAGAAAUCAAAGAAUCUUUAAUGAGAAGAGUAAAUCAAAGGAGAAAUUGAUUGAAGCCAUAACAGUAAAAACUGCACAUUGGGUAAAAACUAUGGACCUUUUUUUGAGAAUUCUCAACAGAUGACAUAAUAAAAUCCUGGACCGUAGUGGCACAAACAAUUAGACCUGUAGAGAGUGUAAAAAUGGUUUAGAAUCUGGGUAAUCUAGGCAGGGUAAGAAUAGGAGGUGUUUUUUAGAAACCACAAUGGAGUGGUGUUGGCCCCGUUUUCAGGACCAAUCAGUUUUGGAGAUUCAGCCCAGGCUGAAGUUAUGGCUCUCUUACAUGGAUUGAGGCUUGCAGUACAUCUCAGAGCAAGGGAAUUUCAUAUUGUAAUUUCCUGGUCCAAGAAUUUCAGAUUGGCUCCUUGGAAAUACAUACAUUCUUUUAGGGAAAUUGAUACCCUUGCAAAGAAAUUCAAUUCUACUUUUGGCUGGAUAAGGACUGCAAAUGGGUUGGCAGAUGUUCUGGCAAAGCAAGGAGUUGACAAACUUUGUUUUGGGCAAACCUGUAACCUACUGUACUUUGGGCUUUUGGGAACCUUUUAUUCCAUUUGGAUCUCUUUGUUACUGCAGUUUUGAGAGCUUUUGGGGAUGACAUCCCUGUCAUCAAACUGUGUUAACUAUUGCUUAAUUAAAUCUAAUAAAAUAAUUUACCUUUUGCCGAUCCAAAAAAGAAAGAAAGAAAGAAAGGAAGAAAGAACUUACGGUUCCCAUUUUGAAAAUUAAUUUGGAAUUUCAUGAUUGAUCAGUAUUAUGUUGUUUGUUUAGAUCAUUAUCCAUUUACACAAUGACCACAUAAGGGCACCUCAUUACAACAAAGUUGGCAUUUAGCAGUGACUUUUGUAGUAGUGGUUUGUAUAAUAGGACACUCUUUUACGGUGCUUCCAGCAAUCGACUCUACAUUAAUACUAAAAUUCGCUACAAUAGUGGUAAUCAUUCUGGUUUCUUUUCAACCAUUGAUUGCAUCAAAAACACGAAACAUAAAAGUUUGUCGGUAUUACAACGCUUUCUCUUCCUGUGCUAAAAAGCCCUUUUCGGUUUUCUCUCUUGUCCCAAAUGUGAAGACCAUCUUUAGUCUUGGAACCCGAGGAAAGCUCUCUAGGAACUUCAAACAACUUAGCUUGGAUGAGUCGGGGAAGAAGAAGCUCAAGAUUGAUGCCUAUUUGGUUCAAGGAAGACCACUGUAGCAAUUUGAACAGCCAUCAGCCACGUUGAGAAUCUCAUCAAAGGUGUCACUAAGGAUACUAAUAGAAGAUCAGGUUUGUUUAUGCUUCACUUCUCCAUCAAUGUCGGCAUCACCGGUGGUAACAAGAACAUAGAGAUCCGUAUCUCCCUUGGUGAGAGAUAAUAUUACAUUAUUAACAGACCAUCAUCUUCCACUUUUUUCGUAAGGUUCCAUUGUCUUAGUUCUCUAUAACACCAUGGUUUGCACUUAUUAGUAGUAUUAUCUUCUAAUGCAUAGAAAUAUAAUGUUUUUCUUCUUUCUUCCCACCUUAUGUUCCUUUUCCCUAAUUUAUUGGGCAGUUUCUUCUUUCUCCAUUCUAUUUGGGAGUUGAGUUCUUUCAGGUUCAGUUUUUGAGUCUUUGGUGUAGGCCAAGCUGAGAUGGAUUGUAUGUUUUUGCUGUAUAGUUUGGGGAGCCAGUCUAUUUUUUUGAAUGGAUUGAUUCCCCUUUCAUAUGUCAUUUACCAUUAAAAACUACAGCCAUAGCCUAUUGUUUCAAACAUUUGAUUUGGGCUUGCUUUCUAAGGCCCUGUUUCGCAAUGUUCCGCAAGAACGUUUUACGCGUUCCCGGUGUUCUCACGGAGUAGAAACGCAUUUUGUACAAGAAGAACAAAAAAAAUGGUGUUCUUGCAUGGAAACAACACCCAAAGAACGUGUGAUUUUUCUCCCACCACAAAGAUGAGUUAUAAACAAUCUCUAACUGAUGCGAUCUGAAAUCGUUUUUCUUGUAUUAUUUUGUUUGCAUUUGUUAUAUGUUGUGUCGAAUGCGUGUGGUUUCUUCUCUAAUCCCAUCGAUGGCUAUAUGUUAUGCCGAAUGGGUGGGGUUUCUUCUAUAAUCCCAUCAUUGUGUUUUGUUAUGUCUUUUGUUAUAUGUUAAAUAUCAUGAAGAUUGCCAUUACUGCUUGCGGGUGUUGUUGCAUCAUGGCAUGUUGGACUUUUGUUUUAUUGCUUGUGUGUUUUGUUUUGAUCCUCAAGUGAUCAAGGAUUAGGUGGUGACAAUAUGAAGACAUCGCUAUGACAAUGACACGUGUUUUUUAUGGUUAAUUUUAGGCUUAAUGUGAGUGGAUUUGCAAAACUGAUGUUAAGAAAUAGUUUCAUUAUCCAAAUGCUAUUUCUGUUCCUGUAGAACAAAAAUUCAUUCUCUAAGAACAAUUUGCCAAACGUAUCUGUUACUCCUGAAGAACAAGAAAUAAAAUUCUUGUUCUGGAACAGGAAUUUUUAAAAGAACAAGACCAGGUGGGAACAUUGCCAAACAGGGCCUAAGGCACAGAGAAAUGAGAGAAAAAGCAUGGAGAACAGAACAGGUUUUGUGAAGACAUCAUGAAGAGUAGACACAGAGCAAGGCUUGAGAAGAACGAUAGAGUAGGGACUGCUAAGCUCCACUGCUUGACUACAAAUGAAAAGAGUUUGCUCCUCUAUUGUUGCAUCUAGGGAUGAUUUUUCUGUAGGUUCAAAUGUCCCCUUGAAUCAUUGUAGUUAUUUUUGUUUUUUAUUCUUUAUGUAUUUUUCAAGUACUUGUUUAUGGUUGUUUUGUGGCGAGAAUGACUUUUUUAUUUUAUAAUUUGGAGAGAUGUUUAGUUAUCUGUGGAUUUUUAUGAAGGCUUGACCA